Messenger RNA from Haemonchus placei, 837 nucleotides. Lineage: Eukaryota; Metazoa; Nematoda; Chromadorea; Rhabditida; Trichostrongylidae. The record is from the annotation of a GenBank genome assembly.
AUGGCAGUUGGGGCUGAUGCAAUCACCAAGAAGGCUGUCGUUGAAUGGUCGCCAAGUGGUGAACCGUUCCAAGAUCCUAUGCUGGAUCAUGCAGCUUUGAUCGAGCUUCAGCUCCUUGAUCGUAUUGUGUUUGUUUGCGACAGUUCAGCGCCUUCUGUCAUCUAUAAGGUAUCGGAAGAAUCAUUUGCAGAAUGCAAGUAUGAUUCAUCAGCAGAAUGGAUUGGGGAAUGUUCUCGUGGGUUGAAAUAUGUGACAGUUUUUCUACGAAAUGGCCCCACACAAACCGUUUUCUAUCCAAACAAGACAUAUUUCUUUACGUCCUUUUCGUCUGGCACGAGAUAUGGAGUACGAGAUAGAUCAGGUGGUCUUUGUGAGAGGGGAGUACGGCUUAUCAAAUUACAGCUCGAGCUUCGUGAUUCUUCUGCUCGUAUUCCUCUGAAACCCGGUUUCAGCAAUGGUUUGCAAGAGCUGCAGGUUCCCGUGCAACGCGUUGCUUAUGGUGGUAUGUCUGAAAAACCACACCAUAGACGUCGUAAUGAUGAACAACUUCUUUCCAUGGGAAUGCCAUUCCCAAUCGGAGGUAGCGAUUCGGAGUCGAGAUCGUAUCUUCUUGGCACUGAGGAAGACGAUAAUAAUGGCCUGUUUGGAUGGUUGCAGCGUGCUGUUUCGCGUGAGAUCGUUGAUGAUGAUCUAGAAAUCCAGAAAAGACGUAUUGAUAACGAUUAUUCGAAAUGGGGAACUUUCACGCCACCAGACCUAUUCCAAUACAACACGGCACAGGAAGUUUUCCACUUGUCUAUUAUUUCACUGGUUAUGCUAAUCAUGACUGGAUUCUGA